AUGCUCGAGCUUUCAUCGAAAAAGCCUGAGGACCCAGCUACGCUGAUGCCCAAGCUGCCAUCUUGGCCAAAGCCUGAGCCUGAGGAUCCAGUUAUGCCAAAGCCCGAGCUUCCAUCAUGGCUGAAGCUUAAGGUCCCAGCUGCGAAGCCCGAGCUUCCAUCUUGGCCAAACCCUCAGCCUAAGGUCCCAGCUGCGCCGAAGUCCGAGUUUCAAUCUUGGUCAAAACCUGAUGUCCCAGUUGCGUCGAAGCCUAAGUUUCCAUCUUGGCCAAAGUCAAAGGUCCCAGCUGCGACGAAGCCUGAGUUUCCAUCUUGGCCAAAGCCUCAGGUUCCAGCUGCGCCAAAGCCUGAGCUUCUAUCUUGGCCAAAGCCUCAGGUCCCCGCUACGCCAAAGCCCGAGUUUCCAUCUUGGCCAAAGCCUCAAUUCCCAGCUGCAUGGAAGCUCGAGUUUCCAUCUUGGGCUGAAGUCCCAGCCGCGCUGAAGUCUGAGCUUCCAUCUUGGCCAAAGCCCGAGCUUCCAAGUUGGCCAAAGCCUUCACUUUCUCCACUACACAAAUCCUCUACUCCUUGA
Molecule: messenger RNA, 570 nt
Organism: Lycium barbarum (goji berry)
Lineage: Eukaryota; Viridiplantae; Streptophyta; Magnoliopsida; Solanales; Solanaceae
Product: protein PELPK1-like
Exons: 3
Coding region: 1-570 (189 amino acids)
Source: RefSeq, a predicted model, not a curated record